Molecule: messenger RNA, 4514 nt
Organism: Pongo pygmaeus (Bornean orangutan)
Lineage: Eukaryota; Metazoa; Chordata; Mammalia; Primates; Hominidae
Gene: RRP12
Product: ribosomal RNA processing 12 homolog
Exons: 34
Coding region: 138-4121 (1327 amino acids)
Source: RefSeq, a predicted model, not a curated record
UAAUGCACACGAAUCCGGAAGUGACGCCAGAAGAAGAGGAAGUGAAGGCUACAGGGUAUCCACGUGGGUUCUGAGCGUGUUUCUACGUCCCUGGAAGCCGGUCAUUUAAGCUCAUUCCCCGCCACGGCUUAGUCAACAUGGGUCGCUCGGGAAAGUUGCCCUCUGGUGUCUCAGCUAAGUUGAAGCGCUGGAAGAAAGGCCACAGCAGCGACAGCAACCCCGCCAUCUGCCGCCACCGCCAGGCCGCCCGCAGCCGCUUCUUCAGCCGGCCGUCAGGAAGGAGUGACCUGACGGUCGAUGCUGUGAAGUUACAUAAUGAGCUGCAGUCAGGGUCCUUGCGCUUGGACAAAAGCGAAGCCCCUGAGACGCCCAUGGAAGAAGAGGCGGAGCUGGUUCUCACCGAGAAGUCCUCGGGCACCUUCCUGAGUGGCCUUUCCGACUGCACAAACGUCACCUUCAGCAAAGUACAGCGCUUCUGGGAGUCUAACUCGGCUGCCCACAAGGAGAUCUGUGCUGUUCUGGCUGCUGUCACUGAGGUGAUUCGCUCCCAGGGAGGGAAGGAGACGGAGACUGAGUACUUCGCUGCUCUGAUGACAACAAUAGAAGCAGUGGAGUCCCCGGAGUCCCUGGCCGCCGUUGCUUACCUGCUGAACCUUGUCCUGAAGCGUGUUCCCAGCCCUGUGCUUAUUAAGAAGUUCUCUGAUACCUCCAAAGCCUUCAUGGAUAUCAUGUCAGCUCAGGCCAGCAGCGGCUCCACCUCUGUCCUCCGAUGGGUCCUUUCCUGCCUGGCCACCCUUCUGCGGAAGCAAGACCUGGAGGCCUGGGGCUACCCCAUGACCCUUCAGGUGUACCAUGGGCUGCUGAGCUUCACGGUGCAUCCCAAGCCCAAGAUCCGGAAGGCUGCCCAGCAUGGAGUAUGCUCAGUCCUCAAGGGCAGUGAAUUCAUGUUUGGUGAAAAGGCCCCUGCCCAUCAUCCUGCUGCCAUUUCCACUGCCAAGUUCUGCAUCCAGGAGAUUGAGAAGUCUGGAGGCUCCAAGGAGGCCACCACCACGCUGCACAUGCUGACGCUGCUGAAGGACCUGCUGCCCUGCUUCCCGGAAGGCCUGGUGAAGAGCUGCAGUGAGACUCUCCUCAGGGUCAUGACCUUGAGCCAUGUGCUGGUGACAGCUUGUGCCAUGCAGGCCUUUCACAGCCUCUUCCACGCCAGGCCUGGCCUGAGCACCCUGUCAGCAGAGCUCAACGCCCAGAUCAUCACGGCCCUGUACGACUAUGUUCCCAGUGAGAAUGAUUUACAGCCCCUGCUAGCCUGGCUUAAGGUCAUGGAGAAAGCCCACAUCAACCUGGUGAGGUUGCAGUGGGACCUGGGGCUAGGCCACCUCCCUCGCUUUUUUGGAACUGCGGUGACCUGCCUCCUUUCCCCACACUCGCAAGUGGUGACCGCUGCUACGCAGAGCCUCAAGGAGAUCCUGAAGGAAUGCGUGGCUCCCCACAUGGCUGACAUUGGCUCCGUGACCUCCUCGGCCUCAGGCCCUGCCCAAUCUGUUGCCAAGAUGUUCAGGGCAGUGGAGGAGGGCCUGACGUACAAAUUCCAUGCGGCCUGGAGCUCCGUGUUGCAGCUGCUGUGUGUCUUCUUCGAGGCGUGUGGGAGACAGGCCCACCCUGUGAUGAGGAAGUGCCUCCAGUCCCUGUGUGAUCUGCGCCUCUCCCCUCAUUUCCCCCACACGGCAGCUCUUGACCAGGCAGUGGGGGCUGCGGUGACCAGUAUGGGACCUGAGGUGGUGCUGCAGGCUGUGCCUUUGGAAAUUGAUGGCUCUGAGGAGACUCUGGAUUUCCCACGGAGCUGGCUGCUGCCUGUCAUCCGAGACCAUGUUCAGGAAACGCGACUUGGUUUUUUCACCACCUACUUCUUGCCCCUGGCUAACACCCUGAAGAGCAAAGCCAUGGACCUGGCUCAGGCAGGCAGCACAGUGGAAUCUAAGAUCUACGACACACUCCAGUGGCAGAUCUGGACACUCCUGCCUGGGUUCUGCACGAGGCCCACAGAUGUGGCCAUCUCCUUCAAAGGGCUGGCACGGACCCUGGGCACAGCCAUCAGCGAGCGUCCAGACUUGAGGGUCACCGUGUGCCAGGCCCUGCGCACCCUCAUCACCAAGGGCUGCCAGGCAGAGGCCGACCGUGCUGAAGUGAGUCGCUUUGCCAAGAACUUUCUGCCGAUCCUCUUCAACCUGUAUGGGCAGCCCGUGGCAGCCGGGGACACUCCAGCCCCUCGCCGGGCUGUGCUGGAAACCAUCAGAACUUACCUCACCAUCACUGACACUCAGUUGGUGAACAGUCUCCUGGAAAAAGCCAGUGAGAAGGUGCUCGACCCUGCCAGCUCUGACUUUACCAGAUUGUCUGUCCUGGACCUGGUCGUGGCCCUGGCUCCGUGUGCUGACGAAGCUGCCAUCAGCAAGCUAUACUUCACCAUCCAGCCCUACCUAGAGAAUCCCUCCAGUGCUGGAGGAUGCUCCAUGGAUGGCAUUGGACAGGGGGUGAGCCCCAGGCCUCCCUCACCGGUUCCUGUCUGCCAGAGCAAGGCCCAUGGGGUGCAGAAGAAGGCCUACCGAGUGCUGGAGGAGGUGUGUGCCAGUCCUCAGGGCCCCGGGGCCCUCUUCGUGCAGAGCCACCUGGAGGACCUGAAGAAGACACUGCUGGACUCGCUGCGGAGCACCUCCUCACCCGCCAAGAGGCCCCGUUUGAAGUGCCUCCUACACAUCGUGAGGAAACUCUCAGCUGAACACGAGGAGUUCAUCACUGCCCUUGUCCCAGAGGUGAUCCUGUGCACCAAAGAGGUGUCGGUGGGUGCACGGAAGAACGCUUUUGCACUGCUCGUGGAGAUGGGCCAUGCUUUCCUAAGGUUUGGCUCGAACCAGGAAGAGGCCCUGCAGCGCUACCUCAUACUGAUCUACCCUGGCCUGGUGGGCGCGGUGACCAUGGUCAGCUGCAGCAUCCUGGCCCUGACCCACCUCCUUUUCGAGUUUAAAGGUCUGAUGGGGACCAGCACAGUGGAGCAGCUGCUGGAGAAUGUGUGCCUGCUUCUGGCCUCCCGCACCCGUGACGUGGUCAAGUCUGCACUGGGCUUCAUCAAGGUGGCGGUGACUGUCAUGGACGUGGCACACCUGGCCAAGCAUGUGCAGCUGGUGAUGGAAGCCAUUGGGAAGCUUUCAGAUGACAUGCGGCGGCACUUCCGCAUGAAGCUUCGGAACCUGUUCACCAAGUUCAUCCGCAAGUUUGGAUUUGAGCUGGUGAAAAGGCUGUUGCCCGAGGAGUACCACAAAGUCCUGGUCAACAUCCGGAAAGCUGAGGCCCGGGCCAAGAGGCAUCGAGCCCUGAGCCAGGCUGCCAUGGAGGAGGAUGAAGAGGAGGAGGAGGAGGAGGAGCCCGCCCAGGGCAAAGGCGACAGCAUUGAGGAGAUUUUAGCUGACUCAGAGGAUGAGGAGGACAAUGAGGAGGAGGAAAGAAGCCGAGGCAAGGAGCAGCGGAAGCUGGCACGACAGAGGAGCCGGGCAUGGCUGAAAGAGGGUGGUGGGGACGAGCCCCUCAACUUCCUGGAUCCCAAGGUGGCCCAGCGAGUCCUGGCCACACAGCCAGGGCCAGGCCGGGGCAGGAAGAAGGACCACGGCUUCAAGGUGAGCGCCGAUGGCCGGCUGAUCAUAAGGGAGGAGGCAGACGGCAACAAGAUGGAGGAAGAGGAAGGCGCCAAAGGUGAAGAUGAAGAGAUGGCUGACCUAAUGGAAGAUGUGAUCGUCAGGAGUAAAAAGCACCAGAAGCUCAAGCACCAGAAAGAGGCUGAGGAGGAGGAGCUGGAGAUACCCCCUCAGUACCAAGCUGGAGGCUCUGGCAUUCAUCGCCCUGUGGCCAAGAAGGCUAUGCCUGGGGCCGAAUACAAGGCCAAGAAAGCAAAAGGUGAUGUGAAGAAGAAAGGCCGGCCGGAUCCCUAUGCCUACAUCCCCCUCAACAGAAGCAAGCUCAACCGCAGGAAGAAGAUGAAGCUGCAGGGACAGUUCAAAGGCCUGGUGAAGGCUGCCCGGCGAGGUUCCCAGGUGGGACACAAAAACCGCAGAAAGGAUCGUCGGCCCUGAGGCCCAGGGCCCCUGGGCUGCCCUGUGGUCCAGUCUGAGGCCCUUUUAGUCCCCAGGCUGCCUUGCCACCAGCUCCAGGUGCUCAAGAUUCUGGCAGAGCCUGGACUCAGGAUGACUUGGAACUGGGGCUUGGCUCUCAGAAGUCCUGGAUUUUGGAAACUCCAAAUGGAAUCACCCUUCAGAGACAUCCCUGGUGCCUGGAGAUGGGAAUGUGGCCUCAGUGCCUCUGAGUAGGUGCCAUGAGGCACCUUUGCUUUCUGCCCAGAGUGGCCAUGAGCACCAGAACAGAUGAUCUCCGUUUCCGCCAGCUGCUUGUAGCCACGUGGCAUCCUGGCUGUGGUCUGGGUGAGAUUUAUUGUGACCAGAUGUAGAAUAAAUGUGUCUCAUCCUGCA